UCUGUAUUAUACCUUUCUGUCCAAAAGGAAACCUCUCAAACUCAAAAUGGAGAAGGAAAUGAUCCCACGGGUAGUCCUGAACUCUGGCCAUAGAAUGCCAUUGUUAGGCUUCGGAACAGGCUGUGACCCUAUCCCUGCAAAUCUCACUUCCAUCAUAGUCAAGGCUAUCGAGCUCGGUUACCGGCACUUCGAUACUGCUUCUAGUUACAACACCGAAGAGUUUGUCGGCCAAGCUAUAGCCCAAGCACAAGAACGAGGAUUGAUCCAUAACCGUAGUGAUGUUUUCGUUACUUCCAAGGUACGAGGUGCAGAUUCAGACCAUGAUCUUAUCCUCCCAGCACUGAAGGAAACACUAAGAAAACUUGGGCUAGAUUAUGUGGAUCUCUAUCUCAUUCACUUCCCUUUGAGGCUUAAAGAAGGAGUAUCUGAGAUGCCUUUCCCUAAGGAGGCUAUCUGUCCUACUUUUGAUAUAAGAGGGACAUGGCAAGCCAUGGAAGAGUGCUAUAGGCUUGGCCUGGCUAAGUCCAUUGGUGUCAGCAACUAUACUUGCAAGAAGCUCUCACAACUUCUAACCUAUUCCACCAUCACUCCAGCCGUGAAUCAGGUGGAACUGAAUCCUGCAUGGGGGCAAGGGAAGCUGAGGAAGUUCUGUUUUGAAAAGGGUAUUCAUGUGAGUGGUUGGUCCCCUUUGGGAGCAAAUGGAGCUUAUUGGGGUUCCUUUGCAGUCAUGAAGAGUCCAAUCAUUGAAGAAAUCGCUGUGAAGAAAGGGAAGAGCAUAGCCCAGGUCUCACUGAGGUGGAUAUAUCAGCAAGGAGUAACUCCAAUUAUGAAGAGCUUCAAUGAGGAGAGAAUGAAAGAAAAUCUCCAAAUCUUUGAUUGGGAACUUACCCAGGAAGAAGUAGAUAAGAUAAACCAGAUUCCACAGAAAAGGGGAUUUCCGGGCGAGAUGUUUACUUCUCCAAACGGGCCUUACAGGACAUUGGAGGAACUUUGGGAUGGGGAGAUCUAACCUUGUAAGAUUUCUACUGCCUUUUCAGUUUACAGAGGCGCACAACAAGAAGGGAACUUGAGAUGGGGCCAUUCUGAGAAACAUGAACCAUCCACUAAUAAGAAGUUUUCAAUCAGUAAUAAGAAGUUUUCUGUGAAAGAUUCAUCGCAUGAAAAGUGUUCGAACUUUUUUCGCUCCCGCGAUUGGGUUCCUUAAUUCCUUAAUAGCAUCAUUUCCCAACUAUGAAAGUUUUUCUUUCUACAUUAAAUAAAUUGUGCUAUAGGUUUGUUCUGAUUGAUUUAGGGAUCUCUGCUCUUUUCUUUUGGUCUGCCAAAAGAAGGUGGUAGCGGGUGCCAUUUUUUUUUUUUUUUAAUGUAUUUUAUGGUUUUUCCUUAAUACAUACAAUUAAGGAUGUUAAUCGGUUC
Messenger RNA from Macadamia integrifolia, 1413 nucleotides. RefSeq names its product methylecgonone reductase-like. The record is from RefSeq and is a predicted model, not a curated record. Lineage: Eukaryota; Viridiplantae; Streptophyta; Magnoliopsida; Proteales; Proteaceae. The coding region runs from base 47 to 1009 and encodes 320 amino acids. Gene Ontology annotation, cellular component: cytosol. The transcript is spliced from 4 exons. Gene Ontology annotation, molecular function: aldose reductase (NADPH) activity.